Messenger RNA from Lolium rigidum, 2220 nucleotides. Its product is annotated as probable WRKY transcription factor 2. The transcript has 5 exons. Lineage: Eukaryota; Viridiplantae; Streptophyta; Magnoliopsida; Poales; Poaceae. Gene Ontology annotation, biological process: regulation of DNA-templated transcription. Gene Ontology annotation, molecular function: DNA-binding transcription factor activity; sequence-specific DNA binding. The coding region runs from base 1 to 2220 and encodes 739 amino acids. The record is from RefSeq and is a predicted model, not a curated record.
AUGAACAGCCACACCCACACAGCGAUGGAGUGGAAGGACACCAGUCCAGCAGGACCAGACUGCCUGCUGCCGAGCUACAUGACCGACCCGUUCCCUGCGGAUCCCUUGGUCGAUGACUGCACCGGCACCAACGAGGGCUCCCGUGCAGGGUUCGAAAGGCGUGGCCUGUCGGUGGACGUGGGCUCGCCUCAGGAGGAGGGGAAGCCGAUGCCGGCGACGCCGCAGUUCGGCCAGAGGUCCGGUUCCAGCAGCAGUUUGUCUGAGAGGAUGCAGGCCAGAGCUGGCUUCAGCGUCGCCAAGCUCAGCAUGCCGUGCGUCACUCCGGCCGCAGCUGACAGCGAACACUCAGGAGGAGCUCAGUCCCCUUACCUGACCAUCCCACCCGGUCUGAGCCCGGCGUCGCUGCUUGAGUCACCAGUGUUCCUCUCCAAUGCCAUGGGCCAGGCCUCGCCAACCACGGGGAAGUUAUUCAUGCUCGGUGAUUCCAAUAACAACAAUCUUGCUAGAUUUGAAGCUCCGUCAAUUGAAGAUGGUCCUGGUACAUUCUGUUUCAAGCCUUUGGACCUAAAAUCAUCACAAUACGCAGCUGAAGGAAACAAGGAAUUUUUGCCCAACAGUCAACAUCCAUCACUACCAAGCAGAGAUGUUCCUGUGAAGACUGAAACCAACAUUCAGGCAGCACGAGAACGCAAUUCGCUAGGCCAUAUGAACCAAGGGCAGUUCAACAAUGGGCAGGACCUCAUGAGGAGCAGCUACCAUGACUCCAACAACAAGCGCAAUCGCCUCGCACUUGACAGCACCGUCGACAACAACAACGGGCCACCUCCCGAUCACGGCCCACCGGCUGCAGACAGUGAGGCAGUGAAAGGAGAUUACCCUGCGGUGGCCGCCUCCACGCCGGCCGAGGACGGGUACAGCUGGAGGAAGUACGGGCAGAAGCAGGUGAAGCACAGCGAGUACCCGCGGAGCUACUACAAGUGCACGUUCCAAAACUGCCAGGUGAAGAAGAAGGUGGAGCGGUCGCACGAGGGCCACGUCACGGAGAUCAUCUACAAGGGCGGGCAUAACCACCCCAUGCCCGCCGCUGCGAGCCGCCGCCCCGCCGGCGUCCUGCAGCAGGUUCACCCGUUUGGCGACGUGCAGAUGGACGCCGCCGACAACAACAACAAUGGCAACGCUGGUGCGUCCCAGCCGAACGCGGACACGAGGCAGCUGUGGCACAAUGGUGUGGGUGCACAAGACUGGCGUGGCGAUGGGCUGGAGGCGACGUCGUCACCCUCUCUGCCCGGUGAGCUCUGCGACUCGUCGGCUUCGAUGCAGGUCCACGACGGCGCCGCCCGGUACGAGUCCCCCGAGGGUGUGGACGUCACCUCUGCGGUGUCCGACGAGGUGGACGGGGGUGACAGGGUGGCGCACGGCAACAUGUCGCAGGUCCAGGUUGCCGCUGUCGAGGCCGAGGGCGAUGAACUGGAGUCCAAGAGAAGGAAGCUGGAGUCAUGCGCCAUUGAGAUGAGCACCGCGUCCAGAGCCAUCCGCGAGCCUCGGAUCGUGAUCCAGACGACAAGCGAGAUCGACAUCCUCGACGACGGCUAUCGCUGGCGCAAGUACGGGCAGAAGGUCGUCAAGGGCAACCCGAAUCCAAGGAGCUACUACAAGUGCACGCACCCGGGGUGCUCGGUGCGGAAGCACGUGGAGCGCGCGUCGCACGACCUCAAGUCCGUGAUCACCACCUACGAGGGCAAGCACAACCACGAGGUCCCGCUCGCUCGGAACGGCGGCCACGCAAGCUCGCUGGCGGCUUCGGGUGCAUCGCAGCUGAUCCACGCCGGCGGUGCGCGCAGGACGGACCCGACGUUGGUGCAGGACGGCCUGAUGAGGCUGGGCGGCUGCGGCGCGCCUUUCGGCCUGCCUCCGAGGGACCCGCUGGGGCCGAUGAGCAACUUCCCGUACUCGCUCGGCGGGCAUGCGGCGGCGCUCCCGAGCCUGCCGAUGCCGACCGGGCUCGGCACCGUCGAGGGGCUGAAGCUGCCCAUGCUGUCCCCGUCGCUGCACCCGGUCUUCAGGCACCGGCAGGCGAUGGAGACGGCAGGGUUCAGGGUGCCCAAAGGUGAGGUGAAGGACGAGACCGUGCCGAGCAACGUGGCUGGCGGUGGAGGCGGCGGCGGUGGGACGGCGUAUCAGCAGAUGAUGAGCAGGCUGCCCCUGGGGCAUCGGAUGUAG